Messenger RNA from Gallus gallus (chicken), 8630 nucleotides. It is a transcript of the gene TBL1XR1, whose product is annotated as transducin beta like 1 X-linked receptor 1. Gene Ontology annotation, molecular function: transcription corepressor activity; protein binding. Gene Ontology annotation, biological process: regulation of transcription by RNA polymerase II. The transcript has 18 exons. Lineage: Eukaryota; Metazoa; Chordata; Aves; Galliformes; Phasianidae. Bases 1670 to 3211 code for a protein of 513 amino acids. Gene Ontology annotation, cellular component: histone deacetylase complex. The record is from RefSeq and is marked validated.
GGCCCCGGCGGGAGGCGCCGCGAAAUGGCGGUCGGGAGCGGCGUGGCCCUGGGGUGGCUGCCCUGAGGCCGGGCCCGCUGGCGCCGAGUGUGAGUGCCCCCACGUUCUCCUCACCUCCGGGCUGCGCCCAGGCACGCUGCUUCUUUCUGGAGGUGCCCUCGUAACCCCGCUACCGGCCGAGGGGCCUCCUGAGGGGCCGAGCUGCGGUGCCUGGCGCUGGGCCUCCCCCUGCCCUGACCCGGGGCGCGGCCCCUCCGAUCCUCACGGCGUGGUUCAGUGUGCAGAAGGGCAGGCUCCGGGGAGGCCUCGUUGCUCCCUACUGUACCCUGAAAGGCUGUAGUGAGGUGGGGGCCGGCCUCUGCUCCCAGGUGAGCGUGGUGCUGUCAUUGUGAUCAGCAGGCAUCCAGUGUGAGCAUUCAGCGCAGCUAUCUGCAGAGAGGUUCAAAUUGCAGGAUAUGGAAGCACCUAGGAGCAAAAACCCCAGUAUUCAUUUCAGUGCAUGUAUAGAGUGCUUAGAGCCCAGGCCGUCACCUACCACAGGACAGAGCACGGGGAGAAAUGGCAGUAUUGUGGCUGAGCUCUCCUGUCGCUGACCAACAGGACAUUGAGACGAGACAGAUGCAAUGAUACACGCAUUCACAGGUGCAGCAGAAGGAAAGGAAGACUUCUGUCAACGAUUAUCUAUGCAAGCUGCAAAAGCAGCAUUUGCAGUAGCUCUCCUGGGCCCUGAGAGUGCUUCGUGAGGCGUGCUGAGAUGGAUAGGAUUUAUAAACCGUGGAUGGGUAUUUCCUACAGUGCAGCGCUCUCGGCAGCGCUAUUCCAUGAGGCUCUCUGUAGAAGACAUAUAUGUUCAUGAAAACAUUUUAUAGCCCUGUUGUGCUGGGAUUAAUAUCAGAUAAGAAAGUUCAGACCACGUGUACUUUGUUCUUCCCAGCACAUUUCUAAGUCCGCAAAUAGGAAGGAGCCCACGGGAGCAUAUGACUAUUAAGUAACUAAUAUACUUCCCAGUUGAUGCAAUUUUGGCAUUUCAUAGUUUUCACAAUAAUUUACAGACAGUGCAGUUCUUCAGAAGCAGACAGCAUCUGCGUGCACUUUGAAAGAUGGUGUCUCAAUCUACAGAUACACAGCUGUGAGUGAUGUGCCUUGUUAUAUACAAGCUGCAAGUCAGCACUGUAUGUGCUGUUACACUGAAUGUCACUGACUGAGCCUGGUGGUACUCAGUCACCCAAACGUGCUCUGCUUUCCCUUCACACUGCCAUAGGGGUGUACCUGAUAAAGCACCACAUCUCCUUGCAGCACUGAUGUUUUGUACUGGACAAGAGCAGCUCACGCUGCAUUACGCACUGUAUUGCCACAGCCAGCAGUGCACACACGGAGCCUUUCUGUCUGCCUUGGGGAACUUUUGGUAACUUUUGGCCACGUCCUGCUUUGAUGGAGUCAGUGUUUGAGCCAACCAAAACCACACGAGCUGUGCUCCCAGGAAGGAGUAUGCAUCACCCCUCUGUGACAAGAGACACGUGAAAGGAAAACUUCUGCAUAUCAAUGCACUGCCAAUGGUGGUGUAAUACCAGGGGCUGCACUGCUGCCACAUCACAAUUUUGUGGGGUUUCAGAGAGUAGUUCUGGGUUGUGUCCUUUGUUGUGACCUCAUGGUUUAACUGGGAAUAAAGAUGAGUAUAAGCAGUGAUGAGGUUAACUUCCUGGUUUAUAGAUACUUACAAGAGUCAGGGUUUUCCCAUUCAGCAUUUACCUUUGGUAUAGAGAGCCAUAUCAGCCAGUCCAAUAUAAAUGGUGCUCUGGUGCCACCAGCUGCUUUGAUUUCCAUCAUCCAGAAAGGUCUGCAGUAUGUAGAGGCAGAAGUCAGUAUUAAUGAGGAUGGUACCUUGUUUGAUGGUAGGCCUAUAGAGUCUCUCUCACUGAUAGAUGCAGUGAUGCCUGAUGUGGUACAGACAAGACAGCAGGCCUACAGAGAUAAACUUGCACAACAGCAGGCAGCCGCUGCUGCAGCUGCAGCUGCAACAAACCAACAGGGAUCAGCAAAAAAUGGUGAAAAUACCGCAAAUGGGGAAGAGAAUGGAGCACAUACUAUAGCAAAUAAUCACACAGAUAUGAUGGAAGUAGAUGGCGAUGUCGAAAUCCCUCCCAACAAAGCAGUGGUGCUGCGUGGCCAUGAAUCUGAAGUAUUCAUCUGUGCCUGGAAUCCCGUUAGUGACCUUUUGGCCUCAGGAUCUGGAGAUUCAACAGCACGGAUAUGGAACCUCAGUGAGAACAGCACAAGCGGCUCUACGCAGCUGGUACUUCGACACUGUAUACGAGAAGGAGGGCAGGACGUACCAAGCAACAAAGAUGUGACAUCCCUAGAUUGGAAUAGCGAAGGUACACUUCUAGCAACUGGGUCUUACGAUGGCUUUGCAAGGAUAUGGACUAAAGAUGGUAAUCUUGCCAGCACCUUAGGGCAACAUAAAGGUCCUAUAUUUGCGUUAAAAUGGAACAAGAAAGGAAACUUCAUUUUAAGUGCAGGAGUGGACAAGACCACAAUUAUUUGGGAUGCCCACACUGGUGAAGCCAAGCAGCAGUUUCCGUUUCAUUCUGCACCAGCAUUAGAUGUUGAUUGGCAGAGCAACAACACAUUUGCCUCUUGCAGCACGGACAUGUGCAUUCAUGUCUGUAAACUAGGACAAGAUAGGCCCAUCAAAACCUUCCAGGGUCACACAAAUGAAGUAAACGCAAUCAAAUGGGAUCCAACUGGUAAUCUCCUGGCAUCCUGUUCAGACGAUAUGACUCUAAAGAUCUGGAGUAUGAAGCAAGACAGUUGUGUCCAUGACUUACAAGCACACAACAAAGAAAUUUAUACUAUCAAAUGGAGUCCUACGGGACCAGGAACAAAUAAUCCAAAUGCCAAUCUUAUGUUAGCAAGUGCAUCCUUUGAUUCUACUGUUCGGUUAUGGGAUGUAGACAGAGGAAUCUGUAUUCAUACUCUGACAAAACAUCAAGAACCUGUGUACAGUGUAGCUUUCAGUCCUGAUGGCAGGUACCUGGCCAGCGGCUCCUUUGAUAAAUGUGUACACAUCUGGAACACACAGACAGGUGCCCUAGUUCACAGUUAUAGGGGAACAGGAGGGAUUUUUGAGGUUUGCUGGAAUGCAGCAGGAGACAAAGUUGGAGCAAGUGCUUCAGAUGGUUCAGUUUGUGUAUUAGACCUACGGAAAUAGCGCUACUAGUUGGAAGCCAUGGACCGACUAUGAAUGUGUACAUAGCCAAAAUGACUGUCCCUGACCCAUGUACUGCUAUAGUCCCAAUUGAACCAUGGCCAGUCCACUACAGCCAAACGUAAAAGAAAUAUAUACAUAUACUGUAUAUAAAAAUAAAAAAAAAAAAGUUACACCCUGAAGAGGAUGACAGAGUUUUGUCACAGCUUGUGAAUCCCAUUCACCAAGUGCUGGAAUCUGCUGUGCCCCAAAAUAACAUUUUAAUGUUUUGGAUAUGAAAAACAGAAGAGAGAGCGAGAGAGAGAGAAAUAUACCGUAUACAAGAGCAGACCCAUAUACAUACCAAAUUCAGAAGAUAUAAUGGCAGCCUUCAUUACCCCUUUUCCCCUCCUAAUCCGCUAUGACAAUGGAUUGUGGGGUAUCUUUCUUUUUUUAUUCUCCUUCUCAGUAGUUGAGCAGUUUGUGUGUACAGAGAAAACGGACUUACAGAAAUCUGCAGCAGUAGUUUUUUUCUUUGCUUUUAACCAUUGGGUUUUCUGUUUUGUUCUGGUUAAGUUUACGGAUGCAUGAAGUAAGGGAGUGAAUUAGUUUCUUGUUUAUGUUUUUUUUUUUUCUAUCACCUUGGGAAAAAAAAUGUUUCUUUGAAACAUAUUUGAAUGCAUUCUUUGAGGAGGUAGAUUGAACCUGACCAUGUUUGGUACAUUUUGUGACUCCCAGAGCACAAUUUUGAACAGAAGGAGGGUGGAAAAGGGAUUAUGGAGAGAGAAGAAAAAAUCCUUCUUAGAGGCGUGAUAUUUCAUGUCCCGCUCAUCUACAAAGUGUGACAGUGAUGGGUAUGACGCUAUGUUUUAUUUUCUGGUGACAUGGCUGGAAUGCAGUAGUGUCUUACUUGGGACGUAAUUCUGCCAAACUUCAGAAUAGAAAGGCACAAAAGUACAGAAAAGAAAAACACAGGGAUGCAAAAAAAAAAAAAAAGAAAAAAAAGGAAAAGAAAAAGAAAAAAGAAAAAGGACAAAAAAAGAGGUAAAUGAAACGCAUCUUCUGUUGCUUUAAGACCAUAGCUAAAAUAUGGUGAAAUAUGGUUAAAUUGUGCACUAUUAUGGAAAGGAGCAAAAUAUAGCUGGGGGAUUUGUUAAGAUCUUUCUGGACAAGGGUUCAUGCCACAGCUUCUCUGGGAGUUGCCCAUCGUUAUUUGUAGGAGCUUAGAUGUUUAAUUGUAACCAAACUCCAGUAUUAAAAGUGUCUCAUGUACUUUUUCUUUAUUAAAAUAAAAUCUUUGGCAUAUAUUUGAUAACACUGCCAUUAAGAGGCAAAAUGUUUACUACCUUAGAUUUAAAAGAAAUAUCUUAAACAGAGGACUUGCUUCAAGUUUAUUUUAAUAGCAGUGAUUCAGCUUAUUUAAAAGAUGAAUACUUGCACUAAUUCCCCUGCUGCUCCAGUCCUGCAGUUUGUUGUAUCACGUGACUACAUUUUUUUCCAAAUAUAGGGUAGAUGUAAGCUGCUAUUUUUUUAAUAAUCACUACUAUAAUAGUGUCUUUUACUCUGUUUACAAUAUCGAGUAUUUUUCUUACAAUGACAGAUGUAUAUGGCAAACCUUUUUCUGCUCAUGUGAUUAAAAAUAUACUGAUAGUGGUUUUAUUUGUAAAUGAUAGCAUGAGUUUGUGUUUACGCGUACGUGUAGUUGAGAAGGUUGCAUCACAUCUUGCAUACAAGUCCAAGAGUGUAAAUUUAUACAAAGGAGAGGCGGUCAAAUUUAUGUCCCAGGCAUUUUACUUAAGGAAUGGUUUAUAUUACAGAGAGAGCUUUGUGAGGUUAUCAGUUCUAUAACACUAUUUCAAUCACAAAUUAUUUUGUGGCUUAUGAUUGCUGUUUUUUUUCCUUCUAUUUUUCCCCUCCAAGUUAUGUAUAAAUUGAUUUAAUCAAGAUAGCGCAGCUUUGACAUUUUAACAAUUGUCCUUUAGGCAUUGAUUUCUGCUAUUUCCAUGGAAUAAACAUGACUUGAAGCAAGUCUGAGUUUGACUAAGGUAGGGGAGCAAUUUGCCAGUGGUAAAGAGAAGUCAACAAUGCAUUUUUUUUGAAUAUACCCUAGGAGUAUAAUACUAUCAUAUACAGCAUUUAAAAACAAGAAAAAAAAUCCUAUCCAUAAAGGCAGUCAUCCGUGAUGGUUCUGUGCCAGCUGUUUUUAGGGUUUGGGAACAUAUUACAAACUUUUAGAGCAAUUACUCCGUGAGUUAGAGUUCGUAGGAAGCCUAAUAAUAGAUUGAGUGUCUGGCACUUGAAAUAUUGCUUUUAUUGCUGGAGGUCCAUGACUGUGGCUGACCUCUGUCAUUAAUGAAAAAAAAAAAAAAAAAGAAUUCUGUGCAAUAACUUUAAACUGUGCUCCCAGGAAUAGACACAAAUGUUUUGAGUAUGUUUAAGCUGCAUUUUUCGUUUAGCAAUGCAUUUGUCAAUUGCACUGAAUUUAAAUCUGAAAGUCAGACGUGAUUCUUGAUAGUACUUUUGUAUUUUAAUAUGGACAGUUCAUUCAUUUUCAUAAAAGUUAUUGGAUGAUUCUUUCAGCCAAUCCAAACAGUCGUGGUGGAAUUCUGUGAUAUAGCUGCAAAAUCACAGCCAUGUUUUAGGGUAUUGCCAUUUUCCUCUUUCUCAAUCAUCAGCUGUUUUGGUUGUAACUCUAGUUGCUUAAGCAUAGUAUCACAUAUUCAUAAAUAGAUACAACAGAGCUUCGGUCUCAGAGGUCCAGGGUCUUCAGAUGCUUGAAGCAUAGUCCAGCAAUGCCAGAUCUGUUGACUCGAGCGCUCUGGACGCGCAGGCUAACGCCCCAGCAGUGUUAAUGCGCUGUGCCCCACCGCGGUGGAGUCGUGCCAGGUCCGGCAGCAGCAGGUCUGGCUGUAGGUGUUUUAUUGUUGUCCUUUACUAGCAUGCCACAGUGCUGCUCCUGCUCACACCUCUUUUUGCCUCUUGUUUUAUACACUGUUAAAUGCAUGCAUGCCAGGUGUGCUAGGUUCUGUGAUUCUGUGAAGUAAAAGGAAAAAAAAAAAAUCGCAAAAAAAAAAAAAUAGAAGAGAACCAUAAAUUUAUUACAUUUUAUAGCACAAAGACCUCGUAUUCAAUGGUGAGGUAGACUAUCCAAAUUUUUCCUUUAAAUUGAGUUUGCCAAAUGUCGGUAAGAGCCUGAUUUUGUAUCAGUGUAUGCACACGCUUAGUCUUACGUAGAGAUUAAUUCUGUUGCGCCUGUUUUCAGUGUGAAGGCAAAUGUGUGCAUAGGCCUUUGCCUACGGGGAAGUUACGAUCUUUUCCAUUCAGCGUGUCAAUGGGCAGAUGUCCAAGUAGAGGAUAAAAGGAAGGGGAAAAAAAACCGGGCUCAGAAUUAAUGCUGGAAUAAGGAAGGAACUGCUCUUCAGUUUGCUGUUUCUCUAUGCAUCGACGUCAGAAUCCCAUUGCUCAUUUCUGCAUAGUUAGGUCCAGGUUUCCGUAGAGUUCCUCUUUUUCUAUUUUGCUUUAUCUUUUCCUGCGUUUUUAAAUCGAUGUAAAGAUUCCCAACCAGUGGACUUUUUAGUGUAGUUAAGAGAAUAUCUAGGUCCUCGUAAAAGCUUUUUUAGACUCUUUAUAAUGUUGAUAAACUCAGUUUAUUCUGGGACUACAAUUGUGCAGGGUUAUUUAGCGUGUCUACUAGAUGAUUGGAAAUCUUAUAUGAAACACUAAAAGUGCCUCAUUUUCUGGGUUGGGUGGAGGGAGGUCAUAGUUACCAGAGUCAGAAUGACGUGGCAUUUUGAAGCAUGUUUCUUCAUUUCAUGACACUUUAAUGCAUCUUGAGAGAAAGGCCAAAGAUUUCUACCAAUUUUAAUUAAUUUUCCUUUUAAAAGCACUCCUUUUUCCUUACACUGCUUACCUCAUGCUAGGGCGUGUUUAAUGGGACGUUGUACCUGUGAGAUGUUCUUUCUGUUCAGGAAGAAGGUCGGUGGAACCGGGCAGCUGUGCCAGUUUGCCCACAGAGCAGCUGACGCGUUCGGUUCUGCUGAAUGAAGGAAUCUCCUUAAAACUGCAAACUGGGUUUUUCAGCUUGUAAAUAAAAGGUUGUAUGUUUUUGUCCGUUCAGCAAAGAGGAGCCUUGGGACCCAACUUUCCAAUCUCGACUCGAUCAGAAAUCCCUUUGUCUUUCACUUCAUGAGGAAAGCUUUGCCAGAAUAAGCGUUGAAGGCUGUGGGUCUGUGUCACACCUCACAGCGCACCGCGUAGGCCGGGCGGGCGCCAGGCUGGAGCCAGGGCUGCUGUUGGUGCAGCCGGAGCAGGGCUGUGCCAGGGCAGGGCUGUGCCAGGGCAGGGCUGUGCCAGGGCAGGGCUGUGCCAGGGCAGGGCUGCCGUGCUCAGCCCGUGUUCCUUCCCACUGAGGAGCCUCGUGUCUUCUAACUUCACAAAGCCCUGUAGAGCUGUUCCCUGGGGGGAUCAUUUCACGCUCUCCAGAAGUCUGAAGAAAGCAGAAGCAACAUUGUGGCAUGUUAGAAGCAAAUAAGGCUUCCGGAGACAGCAGUAAAUCUCCAUCAAAGAUCCCUGACAUUUUCCUUAGGGAGAGAGCCAAGGAGCAGUCUUCACAUCUCCCUCUAGAGAAAGCUCUGAAAUCCCACGUUCUGUGACAGUGUGGCUGUCUUGCCUGCCUUCAGACCGGCAGCAAAGGCAGGAAGAUCUGCCACGUCUUACAGAUGGCGGAUUUAGUGUUAAUAGUGCUUCAGAUCAGUAGUUUUGAGUACAUACUCUCUUUCUCUGCCUUUAAGUUUGCAGCUUGACAGUAACUUAAGGCACGUUUUGUUUUGUUUUCUUUUUUAAAUAAUCAUUCAUUUUUACUUCAUGAUGUUUUUGUCAUUUGUGGGUAAAUACAAGAAAACAGUCUGCAUGUUGUUGCUAGUCCAGUGUACUUUGCAAUCUUGUCCUCAACAGACUGCAGUGUGCAGAACAGUAAUUCUAGAAUACAGAAGUAAUUUUCUCUCUCUCCUGACAUUGACAUUGUAGUUGUAAUGGUUUCAUUUGGAGUUACAAAUCCUUUGGGUCUAAUUCUGUGAGCCUACCUAUAGCACUGGAUUAAAAUGUCUGCAUCAUUUCUUCAGUUAUCCAGUUAAACUACAGCUGUUGUAAAAGUGUAAACCAGCCCAUGACAGUUUUUUGUACUUGUUUAAAGGACUUUUAUUGUUCAGUUUUCAUGAUUAUUGUCUAAAGAAGACUGAUAUAGAUGUUCUAUACUGUCCUGGACCAUGUUAAUUACACUUUAUGAUGUAUUUUGGUUCUACAUCACAAUGAUUUGUCCCCAAGGCCCUUAUAUCCCUUCUAGGCACAUUUUCUGUUGCAGUUUCCCUUUGCAUUGUAUUGCUUUGACAACUGUAAUUUGAAUCAGAUCUGAAAGAGGUCCAGAAUAAAAUAUAUUUUGAUAUUA